Messenger RNA from Salvelinus sp. IW2-2015, 657 nucleotides. Lineage: Eukaryota; Metazoa; Chordata; Actinopteri; Salmoniformes; Salmonidae. The record is from RefSeq and is a predicted model, not a curated record.
UUCUCUACCCCUGGGUCCUCUCCGUCACACACCCAGAGAGACCCAGAAAGAUAGACAGCAUGAGGCUCGGGCUGAUACUCCUGCUAGCCGGGAUAGCUACUGUGUUUGCUGCAGAGGAGUCAUGCAUGGACCGCUGUGAGAAUGGCUUCGACUCCAAGAAGGAUUGCCAGUGUGACACCAUGUGUCGGUACUACAAGAGCUGCUGCUCAGACUACGAGACCGCAUGUCAUAUGAAAACACGCGGGGACACCUUUGAAUUUGCAGAGGAUGACGAUGGUCCAUUUACCCCUACAACGCCCGCCUUCCCGACCCAACCUGAGGCCGGGGAAUCCAGCUCCAGCCAACAUAGGCAACUCACACGCCUCAGAACCCCCAACACCACCCCUACUCCUGCCAAAAUUGCCACAAAGAUAACCCCAGUCACAGAGCCAGCUAGAGGCGCAGCUCGAGGCCCACAGAGAGGCCAGUUCCCAGUGGUAGUCCCACUCCCAGAGACAGCUAUAGCCACCGAGGCAACAUCAAUCCCACAGACAACCACAGAGGAAGUGGUGACGACCACCAAGGCUCCGGUAGUAGACCCAGAUGCACAGCCAUGCAGCAGCAGGCCCUGGGACUCCCUAAUGCAGCUCAAGAACGGCUCUGUCUACGCCUUCAGAG